This is a messenger RNA of Nasonia vitripennis (jewel wasp), 890 nucleotides long. RefSeq lists its product as uncharacterized. Bases 101 to 850 code for a protein of 249 amino acids. NCBI's taxonomy places the organism in Eukaryota, Metazoa, Arthropoda, Insecta, Hymenoptera, Pteromalidae. The record is from RefSeq and is a predicted model, not a curated record. The transcript has 3 exons.
AUUAGCUUUCAACUACUUGAAGCCUUUACAGACUUAAAACUGCUAUAAAGACAGUAAAGUGUUUCUGGAGACUGCAGUGUAUUCUCCUUAUUAUAAAAAGAUGGUUCGCAACUUUGUUAGUGCAAUUUUGAUCGUGCAGGAGAUUACUUUCCUAACAGGAAUUAUAAUUAAGGGCACUUCUGAAUCACCUCUAAAGACGUUAUUGAUAAAUUUGAAUUCAUCAGAAAAUUUAAAUCGUAAUUUGAAAAAUACACUAGAACCCGGAUCUAUUAAGUAUGACUCAAUCAAAAACAAUUACUUUUUGAAUUCUAUACAUCACAGGAAUCCAAUCAAAAUUAUAUCUCCUACAAUAGUUACUACUAAUGCAAAAUAUCACACAGCUAAUCUUUCAAAAAAUGUUUUAAGAAGAAAUCUGGUAUUAGAAGGGUUAAAAUUAUCUGAUACUAUUAAACCCAUUUAUGAAACAGAAUAUAAAAAAGAUAUCUAUACACCACUUAUUCAUAAUUUUACUGAUUAUAUUUAUAAUCGACCUUAUUAUGACAAACUAACAUCAUUGAAGGGUGAUUUUAUGACAAUGCCAGCUUAUCAUUCAUCUCAAGAACUAACUAAUGCUGUAUUAUCUUUAGAUAGAUAUCUAAAACCUUUGUUGAACGAAGGAAGUUAUAAUAGCGCUGUUCAUCAACCAAUAAAUCCAGUUUUGGCUUUAGUUCUCUCUCGAUAUGGUAAGUAUAUUGCAGGAAGAUUAAGCCCUGCUAUACAUUCGUACAUGGCAGUAAAUAAUAUUCAUAAUAAUAAACCGUUUGGACAGUACAAAUAUGAAAAUGAUGAUGAUAAUGUGUAUACAAAAUAAAUAUGUAUAGUAACAAAAAAUAAAAUGAAAAUUAAAAAAA